AUGAAAAAUAUAUCGGAAUCGACGAUAAUCUCGAAGGCGCUGGAACAGGGUCAAGACCUGCGGGAGUUUUCGGCAGAGCUUAAUAAAAAGUUGCUCGAAAAGGAAAAUGAAAGCAUCGGCGAUUUCUUGAACAAUACAGAGGAAGCGUUAGAUCUGCAUAUGCGGGUUGAAAAGUGCGACGCUAUUCUCGAGCAAGUGGAAAACAUGCUGACGGGCUUCCAGGAAAAUCUUGGAGGCCUGUCGCGUGAAAUUCGUCAUUUACAGGAUCAAUCUACGUCGAUGGGCAUCAAGCUAGGAAAUCGCAAAUCAGUUCGUCAUUAUUUGUCGCAAAUGGUUGAUGAGCUCGUUGUUCCGGAAGAAAUGAUCUCCAUCAUUUGCUCGGGCAAUCUUGCCGAUCAGUCCUACAUGGAGCAACUUCAUCAGUUACAGCGAAAAAUAAAAUUUGCACGAGAACAAAGCUUUCACGAUACCAAAGCAUGCAGCGAUGUUCACCAAGUCAUUGAGAACUUGCGCGUCAAAGCAGCAUUUCGUAUUCGUUCGUUCCUCCUAGAUAAAGUCUACCAGUUCCGGAAGCCACUUGCAAACUAUCACAUUCCUCAAAACGCCAUGCUACGCUUUCGAUUUUUCUACGAGUUUAUUUUAGCGAAUGAACGCCCGACAGCACAAGAAAUCAAAGACCAAUACUUGGAAACUGUCUCAAAGAUCUACUACUCCUACUUUCGCUCGUAUCUUCAACGCCUAAUGAAGUUAAAAUUCUCUGAAACAGCAAACCGGUCGGAUCUUAUCGGGGUCGUAUCUCGUCCAAGCGCAUCCAAGUUUUCCGGAAUGUCAUUGACAAAAGCCUUCGGAAGUAUGCUGCAGUCUUCUUCUAAUGGUCUGAAGCAUAAAGAAACUGUAUUCACGUUAGGGAAUAGAAAAGCGGUCAUUGAGAGCGAGCUUGAAGCAACGAUCAUUGUGCCCCACGCUGAACGGAUUCAGGACCAGUCGCACAGUUUCGAGUCUCUUUUCCGAUCCAUUCAUUUUGCAUUGUUGGACUGCGCCUGCCGCGAAUAUCUCUUCAUCAUGGACUUUUUCCUGCCUUCAGCAAGCGUGAGAGAAGAAAUGUUCCAAUUCAUCUUCCAGACGACUCUCCAGAGCUUGAUUACACAUUUGGAGGGCUUCCUCGUUGAUUGCUGGGACUCGAUCGCCAUUUUUCUUUGCAUACACAUCAUCCUUCGAUAUCAAGUGACGGCCCACGAGCGCGAAGUGCCCGUCCUAGACUCGUUCUAUAAAACAAUACUCGAUCUUCUGUGGCCACGAAUGAUUGAAAUCGUCAACGCCAACGUGGCAUCUAUCAGAUCUUGCGAGGUCGACAAGCUUGGCAAGAUUGAUGUCCGCCCACACAUCAUCACAAGAAGAUACGCAGAGUACUACACGGCGAUUUCGGGGCUCAACGAAAGCUUCCCUGAUAAGCGGGUGGACGAAAUGCUUGAAAGCUUAUCAGCAGAAGUAAAAAAGUGUAUCACAAGGAUGAGCUCGAUAUUUCAAGAUCCCAAAUCAAAGCUUAUAUUUUUAAUCAACAACUACGAUAUGCUUCUAAGCAUUUUAUCUUCAAAUUCAAAGCCUGACAAUGACUCCGAUGCCGUCUAUCGAUUUGAACAGGCGUUAAACGCUGUCGAAUCUGAAUAUAUUCUGCUCUCAAUUCAUCCGAUGCUCAGUUUACUGGAAGAAAUAACAACAGAGAUCCAGAACGAUCGCAUUCCGUCCGAUGAACGCGUUCUCAAUGCAAUAUUGAAAUUCAAAGGAUCCUGGAAAAACGAGAUCGACAGACUAAAUGAAGACAAUCGCCGAAGCUUUCAGAACUUUCACUGCGGCUCGCGACUCCUUCAGUCCGCGUUGACGAAGCUCGUUGAAGUGUACGCAGCUUUUUUCAAGGCGGUUUCGGGCGCUCCACUUCAAAAAGCGAGAGCGGAAAUGACGAAUGUCCAGAAAUUCAUGGUCGAAGUGAAAGAAAAGCGACCUCAAUUAUAG
Oikopleura dioica is the source of this 2010-nucleotide messenger RNA. The record is from the annotation of a GenBank genome assembly. Lineage: Eukaryota; Metazoa; Chordata; Appendicularia; Copelata; Oikopleuridae.